ACCUCAAUUUGUACUCAGACAUAUAUCUGUACGUAUCUACCUUAUUCUUGUCGAUUUUCACUGGGCAAUAGGCAUGAACUCGCACCGUCAACUCGUCCAGUACAGUGACCUAGAACAAUCCCAAACCAAUGGCGCCAGCAGCUCAGCAGCAGCUUCUCAUUCUCGUCAAUCGCCUCCAUCCAAAAAACGCAAGAGGUCAAACCAAAAAGCCAAACGCCCCAGAAAAACUGCUCACUGGGAUGAACCAGGAGACAAUCAGAUGAACUACGACGACGCCAGUGCCCAUGAUGAGGAUGGUGAAAUUGAAGAGGAGGAAAGUCGGGAGCUCACACACGAAGAAAUAUGGGACGACUCUGCGCUCAUCGACGCUUGGAACUCUGCCACAGCAGAAUAUGAGGUGUUCCACGGGAAAACGCAAGACUGGAAGUCGACCACUGUCAAGAAAUCCUCCCUAUGGUAUAACAUCCCCUAUAAUAGUUCGAAGGAGAAGGCCAAGACAACUAAUUCAACAAAAGUAGCGUCUGCAGAGGCCGCCAGUCAGGCUGCCGUAGCUGAAGAGGAGGACUCUGCCCCGCUUGAUUUCAACACAUUCGUCCCAUCGUAUGAUCCAUCGCUGCCAGUACCAUCUGAGGCUCCAACGGCACCCGAGCCCUCGUUUUUCAUACCUGCACCUUCAACCACUAUGGUAAGCCGCGACGAAGCUUUCAGCCGUGCGCUAAGUGCGAUGUAUUGGGGUGGAUACUGGACCGCAGUAUACCAUUGCCAAAAUCAGCAUGCCUCUCAGGAAGCUGUCGAGGAGCAAGAUCAUCAGGAAUACGAAGAAGAUGAAGAAGAAGCUCUUGAGGAUGAUGCUGAAGAUUUGGUACCUACUCAGCGGUAAUUGUCAAAAGUCAUUGGAAAGGUGCGGACCCCUGGCGAGCUAUGAAACUAAAGGUGAGGAUCCGAAGUUACGGGAUCAUUCACUGCUCAUCCGUGUGCUACCCGAGGCUGUGGCAUAUUAAUGAGAUCAAUGAGCAAUUUAACAACAUCAUCGGAAUGAGUGCGUGCGAUAGCGUGUUCGAAAGAUGAUGAGAUAAAAAAGUGCAGUACUUUAGGAAUAUAUGAGAAAAUGCACCUGAAAGGCCUCGACGUGGUCGCAUCGUCAUUACAUGAAUGAUCUUCAGCCCAUCGACACCCAGGCUAAAGUUGAGCGUGCGAUGAGAUGCGCAGGCAUGAGCAGUCU
Messenger RNA from Suillus subaureus, 1222 nucleotides. RefSeq lists its product as uncharacterized. The transcript is spliced from 4 exons. Bases 74 to 880 code for a protein of 268 amino acids. Lineage: Eukaryota; Fungi; Basidiomycota; Agaricomycetes; Boletales; Suillaceae. The record is from RefSeq and is a predicted model, not a curated record.